Messenger RNA from Arachis duranensis, 1150 nucleotides. RefSeq lists its product as uncharacterized. Gene Ontology annotation, cellular component: plasma membrane. NCBI's taxonomy places the organism in Eukaryota, Viridiplantae, Streptophyta, Magnoliopsida, Fabales, Fabaceae. The coding region runs from base 138 to 860 and encodes 240 amino acids. The transcript has a single exon. The record is from RefSeq and is a predicted model, not a curated record.
GAAUCAUCCUCUUCAAAACAUUAUUUUUCAGUGGCAAAAGACUAUUACUAAUCAAAUAAUAGACCAUAUAUCUAAUGAUAAAACAGCGAAACAACACCAUACACAACACAACACAACACAACACAACAUAGACUGAUAUGGCUUAUCAGAAUCAGAACCAGAGCCAGCAGCGGAGGGAUCAAUUCAAACCAUUAGCUCCAUUCAUAUCAUCGAGUCCCAGUCCCCCUCCCAGUCCCUUCAACACUAGCCACCAUGCCAUUUCCGAAAUGCAAAUCCGUCGCAUCAAGAGAGCCCUCUGUUGUUGCGGCUGCAUCACUGCCCUCUUCUGCAUAGUCGCAGUCAUACUCAUAGUUCUUAGCUUCACCGUUUAUAACGUCACGGAUCCAGAGGUGAGGCUCAACGGCGUUACAAUCAUCAACGGAACCCUAAACCUAAAGGCAAACGCCACUUCUCCUUCUCCUUCUGGUGACGUCACGCUUCUCGCUGACUUGUCCGUGAAAAACCGAAACUCCUUCGCCUUCAGGUACGGCACCACAACCACAACAGUUUAUUACGAGGGCAGGGGAAUCGGCGAGGGAACGAUUCCGCCGGGGAAGACGAAAGGGAAGAGGACAAUGAGGUUUAACGUGACGAUGCAAGUGGUGGCGCAGAAGCUGGUGGACGCGCCGGGGCUGAGGAGCGACGUUGAGGACGAUCAGGCAGUGAAUAUAAGCAGUUACGCUCGGAUUGAUGGGAAGGUGAAGGUUCUAAAUUUGUUCUACAGAAAAGUUGUGGUUCUUUUGAAUUGCACAGUUGAAUACAACGUCACCACUGGCCAUAUCUUGCAUGGUGACAACUGCUUCAACGAUAUUAGAUUGUAGAUCGUACUGCAUUGAAUCUCUUCAAUUCCGAUCCUCUUCAACUCGAUACUGUAAUUUUCUUUUUCCUCCCCCCUUCCACCACCACAAAUGUUAACGACUUCAUAGUGAGUGGCGAACGUUUUGUACUAGUAUAGGCUGUAUAGCAAAAGCAACAUUUAAAAAGAAAAAAGAAAGAGAGAGAGGGAGGGAGGUGUGUUUUGUUUUGUAUGGUUAUACUUUUUAAUUCAAAAUUGCAUAUAUGUUGGUGGACUUAAGAGAAAAUAUCAAUUUAAUUAUUGCACUUGUGUAAA